Anisakis simplex (herring worm) is the source of this 489-nucleotide messenger RNA. The record is from the annotation of a GenBank genome assembly. NCBI's taxonomy places the organism in Eukaryota, Metazoa, Nematoda, Chromadorea, Rhabditida, Anisakidae.
AUGAUAACGGUGUCAAUUGCUGUUCACUCGUGUGAAAUANAAUGCACUGAACAGUAUCGACAACUUGAGAAGGAACGUAAAAAGACCGAAGCCGAGUUGGCAAGGCAUAAUCUCGGCAAGAAGAUUUCCUCAACGAAUAAUAUGCCUAUUCCAAGACUUGCUCAGGCACCGUCUCGAAUCGACCGAUUAAUUGUCGACUUCUUCAGAGAGCAUGCUCGUGUCGUUACGUUACUCUCGAAAAUGGAGCAGCUUCGUGAAUCUUCUCUACCACGUGCUGUACACAACACACUGCGUGCUCUGAUCGAUUCUGUUAAAGUUCUCCAACAAUGUCGUAUCAAUGAAAGACAAUUAAUUAUUCAACAGUUACGCGGUGAAAUCAUCAGAUACAAUGAUGACCGUGAAGCUCUUGCGUUGGCCACAGCGUUGAAUAGUGUCAGUAAAGCGGUUGUUCGAGCACGAUCGGCGAAUUGGUGUUCGUUGAUGUGGACG